Molecule: messenger RNA, 1031 nt
Organism: Triticum aestivum (bread wheat)
Lineage: Eukaryota; Viridiplantae; Streptophyta; Magnoliopsida; Poales; Poaceae
Source: RefSeq, a predicted model, not a curated record
CCAUCCAUGCAUCUGCUCCACGGGUCUGCUAUGAUCGGUGGCAGCUGCGGCGGCAGAGCUCUCCGGCGAGUCGACAGCUCCCCGAAGCCGUCCUUGUGCCGGAGCGACGCCAUGAAGAAGAAGAGGAGCAAGAGGUCCAGGCUCUCGGCCGCGCUGCGGGAGCUCAGGCUGGCGGCCAAGGCGAGGGACAAGGAGGGGCUCCUUCAGAUCCUCGUCACCGGACACCGCACUAGCCGCGGAGGAUCCGGCAACGGCGAGCGCACCGGCGGACCAUCGACGGAGCGCGGUGUAGCUGAUACGGGCGACGACCAGCGCGCGACACUGCGGUGGCAGGGACGCGGCGUUGAUGCAGCCGGGCGUGCCGAUGGUCCUCUUCUUGAGUUGGGGAGACCGACAGCAACCAGGGGAGCCAGCUGCGGCGGCCGUCGUUGCCCGAGUUGGGCGCUGGCAGUGGCGCUUGUGCUCGCGCUGGUUUGCGUGGUAGCGCUCGGGACGGCGCCGGCCAUCUGUUGCUGCACCUGCGCGGCCUGGUUGUGCGGCGGCUGCGGCGCGCAGGAGCAUGCAUCUGACCGGCGGCGGGGCGGCUCCUGCCGUGGCAGCGUUAGAGUAAUACAGCCACAAGCCGGUAGUACACUGUAUCAUGCAGAGGUCACCAGUGGGUGAACUGUAUGAAUUUUUGUACAGUAUGUAUGCAUUUUGCAUAUUCUUUAUUUUUUCGUGAGAGAAUAUCACAUAAAAACCGAUGGCGAUCGAUAAAAACCACGUGAAAACAAUGUUUUAAAGUUUCAAAAUGUUAGAAUAAAUCCGAGGCAUACCGUCGAUCAUCCGAGGAUGAAGCAACCACACGAGGCACGACACCGAGGAUGAAGCAACCACACGAGGCACGACACCGAGAUUUGUUAACGAGGUUCAUCAAUAUGCCUACAUCCCUGGGGCUUGAUUAUGAGCGCUUCUCCCCAUGACACCGUGACAAUACUGCGCACUGGCCAUCCGGGCACCGGCACACGCCGUCGGCUCCUUCUUGCGUGUCU